AUGAAAUUAAUUUUAUUUUUAUUUAUAUUGUUUAGUAUUUUAUUUUUUUUAAAAAAUGUUGAAAGUGCAAGUGAUGUAGUUUGCUCAUUUGGUUACGAAGCAUGUGGAAAUAGGUGUUAUAGUCCAUCAUCAGGUCAAAGAUGUUAUCCAGGUGAUGUAGUUUGUUCAUUUGGUUACGAGGCAUGUGGAAAUGGGUGUUAUAGUCCAUCAUCAGGUCAAAGAUGUUAUCCAGGUGGUUUAGUUUGUUCAUUUGGUUACGAAGCAUGUGGAAAUAGGUGUUAUAGUCCAUCAUCAGGACAAAGAUGUUAUCCAGGUGGUUUAGUUUGUUCAUUUGGUUAUGAACAAUGUGGGAAUAGGUGUUAUAAUCCGUCCUCUGGUCAAAGAUGUUUUAAUUAA
Dictyostelium discoideum AX4 is the source of this 396-nucleotide messenger RNA. RefSeq lists its product as hypothetical. The coding region runs from base 1 to 396 and encodes 131 amino acids. The record is from RefSeq and is a predicted model, not a curated record. The transcript has a single exon. NCBI's taxonomy places the organism in Eukaryota, Evosea, Eumycetozoa, Dictyosteliales, Dictyosteliaceae.